UUUCUUUCACACACAGUGACACACCCGCUCUCUUAAUUUUUCCUUUUCCCUUCUGUAAACUUGGCAUCUUAUCUGUUCCUAUUGCCAUGAGCUCGAACCUGUGCCAACAGAGCCAGGCUCAUCGACUUUACAGCCUGUAUUUGCACUACGACGCUUCACAUACGGCUAAACAUGAUGAUCCAGAGUGCAAGGCAGUGCUACAGCAUUGCUUUUCGUUGUUCGAGAAAGAUUAUGUUGUUGGUACCGUCGCAAAUCAUGGCGGACAGCUUUGUUCAUCCUAUCCUUCGGAGAUCGCCAUUCUAGAGAAGCAACGGGUCCAUUCAACCACACAACAGGUGCCACAGACGCACAAAAAGGAUCAAGCUGGAGAUUUGAUAAAGAGCACACAGACAGACCAGUCUAGGCACUCAGAUCACGCACAGUUGUCAAAAAAUUCAGAGUCUCUCACCAAGAAUACCAGUGUUCAGUCUGCAUCAUCUCAUAUAUCGCCAUCGCAUAGCAUAGUUCCUCAAAGUACUUCAGAUACAUUCUCGAAUAUAUCACCAAUGUUGUUAUCGCAAAGAUCAGGUGCUAAUGGCAUUAGUAUCAAUAGUAGUGGUAACCACAAUGAUGACUAUACCCAGCGAACAGUGUCAAAUCAAGAAGGCUUUGGUCGCACAUUGAUCGAGGAGACCGCUGACCAAAGCUUUGAUCUAAGUGAAAGCGAGAUGAUGUCCUUUCAGGAUAUCAGGUCAGAGCUUGAUAUGAUCCGCUCUCCUCAGACUAUUCAGCAGCAUUCCGAUACAAGCAAUGAUCAUGACAAGUCCAAAAGAAACAUUCUACCGUUUCCCUUUCGGAUAUCUAGGCCGGAGAGGAAAGCAACAACAAGCGAAUCCAGAGCAUCCUCUAUCUCCACCACAGAUAGGAGGACAAAAGAACCGAUCUCGCUUACAGAAAACAAAGAUAAAGUCAAUGACACACAAGAGUUGUCAAAACAAUUUGAGAAGUCGCACUUUGCACGUGUCAGGGCUCGGUUUGUGGUUCCAUGUAUAUUGGUGCGAGGGAAGAAUGUCUGCCGAUCGGCUACUCUGUCCAACGAAGUGGAAGUGUUUAUGCAUAGUGUAAACCAAAAACUUAAUGAUCUAAAUCAAAAACGGAAGAUGUUUCUUUACGGCACUGGCGAGAAAAGCCCUGACAAGGAGGAUCAUGAGUCAUCACUAGAAAAGCAGCGAAUGGAAGAUAUUGAGUUACUGCAUCAACUAGGGGUAACCUAUAUCAACGAUCUCAUGGUGGAGAACCGCAAAGUCAAUCGAAUUGACGCAGAACUACCUCCGUUUGUAUCUGACCCACAUUGCCGAUGACACGGUUGAUAUCGAUCUCGCAAGUAGAUCCAGGAGCACCACUGGAUCACCGUCCCACCCCUUGAAAGGCCUGUUAAUUCAUUGCAUAUCA
Messenger RNA from Lobosporangium transversale, 1431 nucleotides. RefSeq lists its product as hypothetical. The transcript is spliced from 5 exons. Lineage: Eukaryota; Fungi; Mortierellomycota; Mortierellomycetes; Mortierellales; Mortierellaceae. The coding region runs from base 87 to 1340 and encodes 417 amino acids. Gene Ontology annotation, molecular function: phosphatidylinositol-3-phosphate phosphatase activity. The record is from RefSeq and is a predicted model, not a curated record.